AUGACUAAACCAACUAAUGAAAUGUUCGAAAUAAUGCGUCAUGCAUCAAAAGGUGAUGAUGAAGAUGAAUCUACUAAAGAUCUAGAAGCUUAUGUAGCGGAAUUGGCAGGAUAUGAAGCAGCAUUAUUCGCACCAUCCGGUACAAUGACAAAUCAAAUAGCGAUUCGAGCACAUUUAUCUACACCUCCUCAUUCGGUACUCUGUGAUUUCAGAUCCCACAUCUACAAUUAUGAAGCAGGAGGAAUAGCAUUUCACUCUCAUGCUUUGGUUUUACCGAUAAUCCCAACCAACAGCUUGCACUUCACCUGUUCAGAGGUUCAAUCCAAAAUAAUUACCACAGACGAUUAUCAUUACGCUCCAACUCGGGUGAUUUCUAUAGAGAAUACAUUGAAUGGAUUACUUUUCCCAUUUGAUGAAAUUAAAAAUAUAUCUAAAUUGGCCAAAAAAGAAAGAAUAAAAUUACAUUUAGAUGGUGCAAGGUUAUGGAAUGCAUGUGCCGAAACUGGUUUAUCCUUGCAAUCUUUUGCAAACCAUUUCGAUUCAAUGAGUUUAUGCUUAUCCAAAAGUAUCGGUGCACCAAUUGGUUCAAUAUUAGUUGGUAAUAAAGAAUUUAUUAAAAUUGCAAAACAUCUAAGGAAAUUAUUUGGUGGUGGUUGGAGGCAAUCCGGUAUGUUGGCUGCAGCUGCUAAGUUUGCUAUCUUAUCAAACUUUCCAGAUAAUUUAAAAAAAUCACAUCUAUUAACUAAAAAAUUAUCUAAAGAAUUAUAUAAUCUUGGUAUUCAAAUAAUGCUUCCCGUUCAUACAAAUAUUAUCUUUAUCGAUACUAAAUCGGUUAACUUGACUAUUAACGAAUUAGCCAACAAAUUAGCUUUACAUAAUAUUAUCAUCGCUGGUAAUGAUUCUACUACUACUAGAUUAGUUCUACAUUAUCAAAUUCCUCCCAUUGCAAUUGAAAAAUUUGUUGAGGUAACUUCCAGCAUAAUAAGAGAUAAAAAAAAAUAUAAAUUAAUGGUGUAA
This is a messenger RNA of Funneliformis geosporum, 1017 nucleotides long. The record is from the annotation of a GenBank genome assembly. Lineage: Eukaryota; Fungi; Glomeromycota; Glomeromycetes; Glomerales; Glomeraceae.